AUGGUCAGCUAUCCAUUGAAUUAUAAUCAGUAUAUCAACUAUCAUGGAUCAGUAUAUUCAGAAAUGAGUCGAUCAUUGGUGUUACCAGUUGGAUAUGACAGAAUUCUAUUUGAUGGAAUGUCGAAUGCAAUAACUCAAGAGCAUUCUUCAGCUUCGUCGGUUGUUCGAAGCGUAGCAGGUGUACUAAAUAAAAAUACUAUACGAACUCCAUCUGUUUCAAAUGAAGCUCAACGAUCAAAUAAUGAUAUUGAUCCGGUGACAGAUCCUGAUCCCUCAUCAAAUAUUGUUUGUUCUGAUGAUGAUAAUGAUGAUGCCUAG
Messenger RNA from Rotaria socialis, 318 nucleotides. NCBI's taxonomy places the organism in Eukaryota, Metazoa, Rotifera, Eurotatoria, Philodinida, Philodinidae. The record is from the annotation of a GenBank genome assembly.